GGAGCGGUCGCCCCGAGCCCUAUAAAGCGGGCGGCAGCGGCGCCGGUGCCGCAGCGCAGACGGGGCAACCAUGAGCCUGCUGCUGGAGCCGCUGCUGGGCCCCCCCGGGGGGCUCCGCAAGGAGCUGGGCCGCGGCCCCCUGCGCUCCGCCGCCUCCAGCGGGUUCCACUCGUGGCCGGGGUCCGUGGUGGUGGGGCGGGCUCGGGGCGCGGCGGGCGGCGGCAGCGCGGCAGCUUCCUCCACCGAGAGCCUGGACUCGAUGAACGGCGAACCGCGGGUGCGGAACGAGAAGGAGCUGCUGCAGGUGCUGAAUGACCGCUUCGCCGGUUACAUCGAGCGGGUGCGGGCGCUGGAGCAGCAGAACCGGGCGCUGGCGGCGGAAGCGGCGGCGCUGCGGCAGCAGCAGGCCGGGCGCUCGGCCAUGGGCGAGCUGUACGCGCGGGAGCUGCGCGACAUGCGGGGCACGGUGCUGCGGCUCGGCGCCGAGCAGGGGCAGCUGCGGCUGGAGCGGUCGCGCCUGGCCGAGGACGUGGCCGCGCUCCGGGGCCGGCUGGAGGAGGAGGCGCGGCAGCGAGCCGAUCUGGAGGCGGCUGCCCGCGGGCUCGCCCAGCUCUCGGCGCAGGAGGAACGUGCGCGGGGCCCGCUGGAGGAGCGCGCCCGAGCGCUGCGGGAGGAGGCGGAUCUGCUGCGGCGGCAGCACCGGGCCGAGGUGGGCGCGUUGCUGCGCGAAGCCCGAGUCGAGCCCCCCGGGGAGCUCCCCGCAGCCCUGCGCCCCGGUGUCACCGCCGCGCUCCGCGACCUGCGCGCACAGCUGGAGGGCACGGCAGCCCGCAGCACCCUGCAGGCCGAGGAGUGGUUCCGCGUGAGGCUGGACAAGCUCUCGGAGGUGGCCAAGGUGAACACAGACGCCAUCCGUGUGGCGCAGGAGGAGAUCUGCGAGUACCGGCGCCAGCUCCAGUCCAAGACCACCGAGCUGGAAGCCCUCAAAGGGACCCAGGAGUCACUGGAGAGGCAGCGGCAGGACUCGGAGGAGCGCCACCAUGCCGAUGUCCUGUCCUACCAGGAAACCAUCCAGCAGCUUGACAGCGAGCUGAGGAACACCAAGUGGGAGAUGGCAGCUCAGCUCCGGGAGUACCAGGAUCUGCUCAACGUCAAGAUGGCCCUGGACAUUGAAAUUGCUGCCUAUAGGAAGCUCCUGGAAGGGGAGGAAUACCGGAUGGAGUCUGGCUUGGGGAUGCUCUCCUUCCCUGAGGUGGUCCCCAAGGCUCCCAGCAUCGCCACCAGCAUCAAGGUGAAGAGCGAGGAGAAGAUCAAGGUGGUGGAAAAAUCCGAGAAGGAGACGGUGAUUGUGGAGGAGCAGACAGAGGAAAUCCAGGUGACCGAGGAGGUGAUGGAGGAGGAGGAGGAGGCGGCUGAGAAAGAGGCUGAAGAGGAGAAGGCUGAAGAGAAGGAGGAGGAGGGGGAAGAGGAGAAAGCUGAAGCAGAGGGUGAAGAGGAGGCCAAGUCCCCCGAGAAACCCGAGUCCCCCUCGAAGGAGGAGGCCAAGAGCCCAGUGGCGGCCAAGUCCCCCGAAAAGCCCCCAACUCCCUCCAAGGAGGAGGCCAAGACACCUGCUGUGAAGUCCCCAGAGAAGCCCCCAGCACCCACAAAAGAGGAGGCCAAGAGCCCUGCUGCCAAAUCCCCAGAGAAGCCCCCAACCCCUCUGAAGGAGGAGCCCAAGGCCCCGGCGGUGAAGUCCCCAGAGAAACCGGCACCUCCACCAAAGGAGGAGGCCAAGCCCCCCGCUGCCAAGUCCCCAGAGAAGCCCUCACCCCCCUUGAAAGAAGAGGCCAAGGCCCCCGCGGUGAAGUCCCCAGAGAAACCUGCGACACCCUCAAAAGAGGAGGCCAAAGCCCCAGAGAAGCCCCCGACCCCUUCUAAAGAGGAGGCCAAGCCCCCAGUGGUGAGGUCCCCAGAGAAGCCCCCAAGCCCCUCAAAGGAGGAGGCCAAGCCCUUGCCCGUGAAGUCCCCUGAGAAAGCCAAGUCCCCUGUGAAGGAGGAGGUCAAGUCUCCACAGAAGGAAGCGGCACCGGCCAAGGAGCCCACCCCAUCCCCACCAAAGGAGCCGAAAGCCCCUGCGAAGGAAGAGCAGCCCAAGGAGGAGAAGGCUUCCUCCAAGCCCGGAGCUGAGGAGGGCAGGAAAGAGGAAGCUCCCAAAAAGGCUGCUCCAGCCAAGGUGGAGGAGAAGCCCAAGGAGAAGGCGCCAGAGCCUGCAGCUCAGGAGGGGAAGGAGCCCACCAAGCCAGCCCCCAAACCUGCAGGAGAAGGAAAAGCUGAGGAGGCAGCUCCCCCAAAACCCCAGCCCGAGCUCAGCAAAGCAGCUGCGAAGCCAAAGGCCGAAGAGAAGGCUGAGGAGCCAAAGAAGGAGAAGGCUGAGGAGCCAAAGAAGGAGAAGGCUGAGGAGCCAAAGAAGGAGAAGGCUGAGGAGCCAAAGAAGGAGAAGGCUGAGGAGCCAAAGAAGGAGAAGGCUGAGGAGCCAAAGAAGAAGGUUGAGGAACCAAAGAAGAAGGUUGAGGAGCCUAAAGCUAAACCCAAAGAUGAGCCCAAAGCCAGUAAAGACCCUCCCAAGGCUGAGGCCCCCUCCAGCAAGGAGGGCAAAGCCCCAGAGCCGGCCGUGGGGAAGAAGUGAGCGGGGCGGCGGGCGCUGAGGAGCACCUCUGGGCACAGGAGCUGCUCUGCUCCUGCCCAAGGGCCGGGCCAGCCUUGCCCUUAGCACCAUAUCCCUGUGAGAGCCACAGCCCCUCGUGCCCUGCCCGCAGCUUCCCCAGCCGAGUGUGACCCGUUUAACACUUGAAUAUAACCCAGGAGAAGAGCCCCCCGGGCCCUUCUCCACCAAGUGCAUUUAUCUCAUGUACAUGCAACCGAUGGAUGAGCGCAACGCAGAGCAGUAGCUGCUUGGGAGGGGGCUGCUGGUGACAACUGUCCCUCUGAGCGGUGACCCGGGUGGCAACUGGCGUUGGUGGGAGAGGCUGGGUGCUGUGGGGCCGCUCACUGACACACACGGGGCACCAGGAACCUCAGCCCCCUGUUGUUUGCUUCCUGUGCAAUAACCAAAUACAGUGCUUACAGAGAUGCCCUGGCUCUGCUGGCUCCUCUCUGGGGGGGAGGAGGAGGAGGAGGAAGGGGUGGGGGAGGAAGGUGGGGAAGCCUGGUUUGGGGUGCUGGGAUGAGGCACACAGGGCUGGGGGGUGACCUGGGGUGUUCCAGGGAGGAAAGCCCAGCCCAGGGCAGGCAGAGGAGCCUGUGUCCUGGUGGGCUGGAGCCAGGGUGAGCCCCUGCUCCCCAGGAAGCAUUGCAGUGGGGGUUGUUCUUCCUUCUCUUCCUAAGGCACAGCUGAGGGGGGCCUGGGUUAAUGCUGCCCUGCACCAAUGGCAGGGGCUGAAUGGGAGUAGGGAGAGGGGCUGCACCUUCCUGGUGGGGAAGAAGGGGAGAGGAGGGACAGAUGAGGACCUUGGGGGUGGGCACAGAGCCCACCUCUCUGUCCCCAUACAGGGUGAGCUGGGGUGCAGGAUCCCCCCCAGCCCCUCACACAGUGCAGGGAGGCCCCAAAGCCCCUCUGCAGUGCCGGGGUUGUGCUGAGUCAGCUGGGAGGCAGCACAAGGACGGGCUGGGGCUGCAGUGCAGGCUCUGCAAAAGGGCUAUUUUUAGCCAUCUCAGUUUUUAGCUCUCUCAGAUCCACGGUCCCAAGGCCCUGCAGCAGGGAGGGCAGGAGGCAGGCACUGAGCCAGCCAAGGGGACAAACCAGCAGCAAGGCAGCACCCGAGC
Strigops habroptila (Kakapo) is the source of this 3804-nucleotide messenger RNA. RefSeq names its product neurofilament heavy (gene NEFH). NCBI's taxonomy places the organism in Eukaryota, Metazoa, Chordata, Aves, Psittaciformes, Psittacidae. The record is from RefSeq and is a predicted model, not a curated record. Gene Ontology annotation, molecular function: structural constituent of postsynaptic intermediate filament cytoskeleton. The coding region runs from base 71 to 2668 and encodes 865 amino acids. The transcript is spliced from 4 exons. Gene Ontology annotation, biological process: axon development. Gene Ontology annotation, cellular component: axon; neurofilament.